Penicillium crustosum is the source of this 345-nucleotide messenger RNA. RefSeq lists its product as uncharacterized. The transcript has a single exon. NCBI's taxonomy places the organism in Eukaryota, Fungi, Ascomycota, Eurotiomycetes, Eurotiales, Aspergillaceae. The record is from RefSeq and is a predicted model, not a curated record. Bases 1 to 345 code for a protein of 114 amino acids.
AUGUCUCUUGAUGCGACGUGCGCACGCCACGAGUACGAAGAUAGGCUGGCGGCGUCAGACCUACAUAUACGCUUCCGCAAGGACGGCACCGUCAAGCAUAUCCUACGCGGGCUUCUCGAUAAAGUCCGUCUGCCCCGGGCAGAACCAUUCGACGUCGAACCUGGUGACAACACCGUGAUGUGGAUACGCGCAAGUCGAUUAUUAAGUUUGUCCUCGAGUGCACUAAGGCACAUAUUGGAAGCGCCUAAACUCUCCGAUGGCCGGGUAGCGCAAAUUGAUCUAGCAUCAGAGAUGGUUGUCUCAUUCAUCGAUUUCGGUUUUGUUGCGGAUGCAGUAUCCAGAUAA